This is a messenger RNA of Penaeus indicus, 1779 nucleotides long. It is a transcript of the gene RIOK1, whose product is annotated as serine/threonine-protein kinase RIO1-like. Gene Ontology annotation, molecular function: protein serine/threonine kinase activity; ATP binding. Gene Ontology annotation, cellular component: cytosol; preribosome, small subunit precursor. Lineage: Eukaryota; Metazoa; Arthropoda; Malacostraca; Decapoda; Penaeidae. The coding region runs from base 78 to 1754 and encodes 558 amino acids. Gene Ontology annotation, biological process: maturation of SSU-rRNA. The record is from RefSeq and is a predicted model, not a curated record. The transcript is spliced from 12 exons.
CGCAGCACACCACAACAAACCUGCACGUGCUCAGAGGAAGCUCAGAGUUUACUAAUUUUUUGACAAACCUCACUGAAAUGGAGGAAUAUGACGGUCAAUUCAGUGAUGCCGAUGAAGAUAGUGAAAGUUCACGUCUACCAUGUCGGCAGCUACCAACAACUACAGUACCGAAGCCAGUUUGCAAUGAAAAUUGGGAUGACGAUGUAGAAAACCAGCCUACAUCAACUGAAAUCCCAGAAGAUUUGAUUGAAGAGGAGGAGGAUGACGAUUAUGAUGAUGAUGAUUAUUUUUAUGUGGAUGAAGAUAGCAAAAAUUUAACAAAGCAUUACCAAAAGAAUAAUAAUAAUGGACCUAACAGUGUUGUCAUCCAGUCACAGAAGGUUGAAAAAUUCCAACCUUCAGACAAGUUAUUUAAGAAAUACGUUGGGAAAAUAUGUCUUGAGAAAUUUGAAGGCCUAAGGGGUUUUGAAGGAAAUGUCACGAACCGUAUGGUGGAAACUCAGCGUAAGGCUGAGAGUGAAAGGCAGCGAGUACGUGACAAAGCUGAAAGAGCUACAGUGGAGCAGGUCUUGGAUCCCAGAACCCGCAUGAUCCUCUUCAAAUUUCUUAACAAGGGAACAAUAGCUGAGAUUAAUGGCUGUAUAUCUACGGGUAAAGAGGCUAAUGUUUACCACGCCUUAAGCAGCAGUGGCGAGAAUUACGCAGUUAAGAUCUAUAAAACUUCAAUCCUGGUAUUCAAAGACAGAGAUAGAUAUGUCUCUGGUGAUCAUAGAUUCCGUACGGGUUAUGGAAAACACAAUCCUCGGAAGAUGGUGCGCACGUGGGCAGAAAAAGAAACAAGCAAUUUGUUCCGUUUGUACAACUGUGGCCUCCCAGUACCUAAGCCUAUUGUGCUUCGCUCGCAUGUCCUUGUUAUGGAGUUUUUGGGUACUGAUUCAAUGCCUUCUCCUAGGUUAAAGGAUGCAGAUAUUUCGGAAUCAAAAGCUCGGGAAUUAUACCAUGAUUUAGUGGUACAGAUGUGGAUUAUGUACAGGGAAUGUCGACUUGUCCAUGCAGAUCUCAGCGAGUACAACCUUUUGUACCAUAAUGGAAGACCUUACAUCAUUGAUGUAUCUCAGUCAGUUACACCAGACCACCCACAUUCUUUAGAGUUUUUGAGGAAGGACUGCACCAACAUCACAGAAUACUUCCGCAGAAAAGGAGUCCCGACCAUGAAAAUUCAAGAACUAUUCAACUUCAUCGUUGAUCCCAUGCUGACUGCUGAGAAGCGGGACGAGUAUCUGGAGGAGAUGAAAGAGAUAGCUGCUUCAAGACCUGUUGGGGAGUUGACCGACCAAGAGAAGAUUGAUGAAGAAGUGUUUAAGAAUGCUUAUAUCCCAAAAACUUUAGAUCAGGUUAUAGACUUUGAACGUGAUAUGCAGCAGCUGAAGCUAGGAACAAAGACUGAGAAGGAAAUCACUUAUCGUACUGUCUUGGGCAUGAAGAAAGAUUUAAGUGGACCAGAAAUUUUACCCAUACCAGGCAAUGCUUCAGAUUCAGGAGGAGAUAGCAGUGAGGAUGAAGAAGAAAGUGAAGAUGAGGAUGAUGAGGAGAAAGGUAGUCAUCGAACAGUUGGCAGACUCCGGGGAGAGACCACAGAAGACAGGAAAGAAAGGAAAAAGGCGAUCAAGGAAGCACAAGCAGAGAAAAGAAAAUCAAAGUUGAAAAAGCAUGUUAAGAAGAGGGCAGAGAAAGUCAGGAAAAAGAAACAUUAGAGCUCGAAUAAAAGCAUGAAUAAAA